This is a messenger RNA of Antechinus flavipes (yellow-footed antechinus), 4110 nucleotides long. RefSeq names its product dentin sialophosphoprotein (gene DSPP). NCBI's taxonomy places the organism in Eukaryota, Metazoa, Chordata, Mammalia, Dasyuromorphia, Dasyuridae. Gene Ontology annotation, cellular component: cytoplasm; nucleus. The record is from RefSeq and is a predicted model, not a curated record. Gene Ontology annotation, biological process: odontoblast differentiation; dentinogenesis. The transcript has 9 exons. Gene Ontology annotation, molecular function: collagen binding. Bases 1 to 4110 code for a protein of 1369 amino acids.
AUGCAGCAAGGCUCCAAGCCUCCAAGCACUCUGCCAGUGAGGCUCCCCUCUUCUGCAAGCCAACAUACCCCUAAGCAAAUGAGCCAUCUGUGCAGCACAGCAAGGCCUCAGUCCAGUGAGCCCAGCACCAGCUACCAGCGAGGCCGUAAUCCCAUUGCUGACCAGCAGCCCAUUUUGACUUCUGACCCAGAAGCAUCAACCUCUCAAAUUCAUAAUGCUGCUUCCAAAGCUGGAAAUGGCUAUCACCUAUGUUUGGUGUUUACAGUGAUCCCUAUUGACUCUGAUAGUUCAAGUCAUGGUGACCUUAAAGCUAGGAUUAAGUCUGAAAUAGGAUCGUGUUUUGCCAAGGGUCCUGUCCUCUUGGGACAGCUGUCUACCAGGACUCUUGCCCGCUGUGAAGAGACCCUCUUCUCAGCCAUUAUUGCCAUCAAAGAAAAUGAAGAUUAUCUUAUUUUUCUUCAUCUUGGUAACAGCAGAGGCCAUUCCGAUAUGCUAAAUUUGCAUAAUAUGUCUAAAGCAGUGAAAUGCAGUGGUCUGGCAGUCCCUGCCAAAAGCAAUGGAUUGAAAAAUCCUAAACUAAAUUCAAAUAGUAAAAGGCAACAGGUUUCUCAGAUCAGACCCCAAGAGAAGUAUGCUUUUGAUAGAUCUGUGGACUUAAACUGUUCGGGAAAAUCAGAAGUAACCAAACAGGAUCAGAUAAUUGUCAAUGGUACGGUUAAAAAUAGUGAAAUAAAUGAAGACCUCACAUAUGAAGAUGAGACAGGGACACGUCUAUAUAAAAAUGGCAGUAGCAAAGGACAAGAGAAUGCUAUUGAGAAUGCAAAAAUAGGAGAAAGGGGAUCUUCUACCAGUUCUGGAUUAGAUAAAGGAGAGAGAGGUGAUGGAGAUAGAUAUGAGGUGAUAACAUAUCCAGGAACAUUAGUGAGAGAUGGGAAUGCAGAAAAUGGCACAACAAAUAGCUUUGAAGGAAUCAUUUACAAGGCAGGAAAUGUAAUGAAUAAUAAUAAUGGAAGCACUAGUGAAAAUGUCAAAGAAGGAAAUGUUACCUACACGAACCAAACUGAAAUUAUCAAUGUUCAGCAAGAGAACAUAAACAAGAAUCGAAGCAAUGAAGAUGAAGGAAAUGAAAACAUUGAUAAAAAUGAGGGUGGUCUAAAUGGAAAAAUUCCUAACAGAGGAGAUGGGAAUGGGAGUAAUCAAACUGAGUCUCCAACAGAAAAAAGUGAAGCUAAAAAUGUGAGUGGAGAAGAUGAAAGCUGGAAUGAUACUGAUGGUGGUGCUAGUGGCAAUGGAGCUGAUACCUUUGAAGGUAAUGGUUCUGGUGAUGAUGAAGGAGAAAAAACAGAGGAGAAAAAUGAAAGCACUAUUGAUAACACAGAUUCAAGCUUUCCUAGUAAUGAGGUUCAAGAAAAUGGAAAUGAAGAUGACAGUGAUAAUAGCUUAAGCAAAAAUUCAAGUAAUGCCCAUGAAGAUGAUGACACUGGAGACAAAGAUGAUUCCCUCAAUGGAGAAAAUGCUUCAAACAGUGAUGAAGAUCAUGAUAACACAGUAGAAACUACUGUGGAGCUGACUUCAUCCUUUAGAGGUGGUAAAAAUGGAUUCAAUGAAGACUCAGGACCCAAUGAAGACGCAGGACCCAAUGACAUUAAUAGAGUCCAAGAAAAGGUAGAAAACAAUGGGACCAACAACAGUAAUGGUAUGGAAGCUACUAAAGAAACUGAGAAAGUAAAUGAUGCUCUUAAAAGUAAAGGAGAUGGCAUUUCUGACAAAGGAUCCCAUGGUGUGGCAGGGAAAGUUGACAAUGAACCUAUUGGAAACAACCUGAAAACAAAACUAGGAGGAAAAAUCGGACACAGAAACAUUGGCAGUGAAAGCAAUAGUGAUGGAUAUGAUGAAAGCUAUGAUUUUGACAAUGAAUCUAUGCAAGGAGAUGAUCCUAAUAGCAAUAAUGAUGAAGCCAAGUCUGAAAGUGAGGAUAUCAGUAAUAGUGAGGGCAAUGAUUCUAAUGAAUCUGAUGAAUCAGCUGGUGAUAGUAAUGGUAGUGACUCACCAGAAAGAGGAGAUGAAGAUAGUGAUAGUGUUUCAGACACUAGUGAUGAUGAUAGUGACAGCACCAAUAAUGACAGUGAUAGUGAUAACAAUAGUGAUGGAGACAUAGCUAAUGGCAGUAGUGAUAGUAGUGACAGCAAUGGCAGUGACAGUAAAUCUGAUAGUGGUAACAGCGAUAGUGAGAGCAAAUCUGAUAGCAGUGACAGUAGUGAUAGUAGUGACAGUAGUGAUAGCAGUGACAGCAGUGACAGCAGUGAUAGUGACAGCAAAUCUGAUAGUAGUGAUAGCAGUGAUAGUAGUGACAGCAGUGACAGCAGUGAUAGUGAUAGCAAAUCUGAUAGCAGUGAUAGCAGUGAUAGUAGUGAUAGCAGUGACAGUAGUGAUAGCAGUGACAGCAAUGACAGCAGUGAUAGUAGUGAUAGCAGUGACAGCAGUGACAGCAGUGAUAGUAGUGAUAGCAGUGACAGUAGUGAUAGUGAUAGCAAAUCUGAUAGCAGUGAAAGCAGUGAUAGUGAUAGUAAAUCUGAUAGCAGUGAAAGCAGUGACAGCAGUGAUAGUGAUAGCAAAUCUGAUAGCAGUGACAGCAGUGAUAGCAGUGACAGCAGUGACAGUAGUGAUAGCAGUGACAGCAGUGAUAGCGAUAGCAAAUCUGAUAGCAGUGAAAGCAGUGACAGCAGUGAUAGUGAUAGCAAAUCUGAUAGUAGUGACAGCAGCGAUAGCAGUGACAGCAGUGAUAGUGAUAGCAAAUCUGAUAGUAGUGACAGUAGUGAUAGCAGUGACAGCAGUGAUAGUGAUAGCAAAUCUGAUAGUAGUGACAGUAGUGAUAGCAGUGACAGUAGUGAUAGUGAUAGCAAAUCAGAUAGCAGUGAUAGCAGUGACAGUAGUGACAGCAGCGAUAGUAAUGGCAAAUCUGAUAGUAGUGAUAGCAGUGAUAGUAGUGACAGCAGUGACAGCAGUGAUAGUGAUAGCAAAUCUGAUAGCAGUGAUAGCAGUGAUAGUAGUGAUAGCAGUGACAGUAGUGAUAGCAGUGACAGCAAUGACAGCAGUGAUAGUAGUGAUAGCAGUGACAGCAGUGACAGCAGUGAUAGUAGUGAUAGCAGUGACAGUAGUGAUAGUGAUAGCAAAUCUGAUAGCAGUGACAGCAGUGAUAGUGAUAGUAAAUCUGAUAGCAGUGAAAGCAGUGACAGCAGUGAUAGUGAUAGCAAAUCUGAUAGCAGUGACAGCAGUGAUAGCAGUGACAGCAGUGACAGUAGUGAUAGCAGUGACAGCAGUGAUAGCGAUAGCAAAUCUGAUAGCAGUGAAAGCAGUGACAGCAGUGAUAGUGAUAGCAAAUCUGAUAGUAGUGACAGCAGCGAUAGCAGUGACAGCAGUGAUAGUGAUAGCAAAUCUGAUAGUAGUGACAGUAGUGAUAGCAGUGACAGCAGUGAUAGUGAUAGCAAAUCUGAUAGUAGUGACAGUAGUGAUAGCAGUGACAGUAGUGAUAGUGAUAGCAAAUCAGAUAGCAGUGAUAGCAGUGAUAGUAGUGACAGCAGCGAUAGUAAUGGCAAAUCUGAUAGUAGUGACAGCAGUGAUAGUAGUGAUAGCAGUGACAGUAAGGAUAGCAAUGGUAAAUCUGAUAGCAGUGACAGCAGUGAUAGUGAGAGUAAAUCUGAUAGUAGUGAUAGCAGUGACAGCAGUGACAGCAGCGAGAGUAGUGACAGCAGUGAUAGUAGUGACAGCAGUGACAGCAGUGAUAGCAGUGAUAGCAGUGAUAGUAGUGACAGUAGUGAUAGUAGUGACAGCAGUGAGAGCAAAUCAGAUAGCAGUGACAGCAGUGAUAGUAAAUCUGAUAAUAGUAAUAGUGACAGUGAAUCUGAUAGUAGCAACAGCAGUGAUAGCAGUGACACUGAUAGCAGUGACAGUGAUAGUAAAUCUGAUAAUAGUAGUGACAGUAGUGAUAGUAACAGUAAUGAAAGCAACCAUCAAGGCAAGUCCAAAAAUAAUGCCAACAAUGGAAAUGACAGUGAUAGUGACAGUGUCAGUGAAGGCAGUGAUAGUAACCAUCUAACAAGUGAUGAUUAG